Molecule: messenger RNA, 769 nt
Organism: Diabrotica virgifera virgifera (western corn rootworm)
Lineage: Eukaryota; Metazoa; Arthropoda; Insecta; Coleoptera; Chrysomelidae
Exons: 3
Coding region: 269-655 (128 amino acids)
Source: RefSeq, a predicted model, not a curated record
AUGAAAUAAAAUCAGCUGUUCCAUUUUUCCACACAAUUUUUUAAAGUUGGGAGAAAAUACAACGCUUCCAUUCAGCCCCGUAUAAAUCUAAGCAAUGUUUUUGUACUUGAAUAAUAACAAAUGAUAUCAAUAUGUACAUGUAGCUAUAAACUGAUGCAAGAAUCUUGAAAAUCGGAGGACAAAAAAUACGAAUAGGUACCAAGAUGUGUCACGAAUUACAAUGAUAGCGCAUCGCUAGUAGACGACAAUAAGUUAAUAAAGUAAAUUGAUGAUGGCCGCUAAAACGAAGGUCAAUACUAAUCAUAAUAAAGUUGUAACUGCAAGUACUACUACGACAAUAGUAACUGAUAAAUGUAGCCUAUGGUUAGUGAUAUUCACUAUCAUAACUAUCCUCAUUGUGGUGAUCACUGGAAUAUGCGUUAAAUUCUUAGUGGAGAGCUACACGGCCAGUAUAAUUUUGGUCUCUUUAAUAUGCUUGGAAAUAGUCAUCGGCUUUUCAGUGUUAGCCAUCUUAGCUUGGAGAAGAAAUAAAUUAGCUGUGAAUCACACAGUCGUACGAAGAAAUGGAGUAUUAAAAUAUCAUCCUGUUCAACCGACUGCACCAAGAGACGAAGGAUCAUGGGAAUAUUCAAAUAGAACCACGUUACCAGCGUAAUUUUAGCUUUUAUGUAUGUUGUGUAAUGCAAAGUACAAUUUUAUACGCUUUAAAGAUGUAAAUAGGUAGCUAGUAAUGUUCAACAAGGCUGUUUAUUAAAAGUUAUGAAUUUUU